Molecule: messenger RNA, 6026 nt
Organism: Penaeus vannamei (Pacific white shrimp)
Lineage: Eukaryota; Metazoa; Arthropoda; Malacostraca; Decapoda; Penaeidae
Source: RefSeq, a predicted model, not a curated record
AUGUGGAGAGAGCUCACCCUCUCUCCGUCUCGCUCAGGACUGCUUUCUGGAGAGCUGUCCUGCGCCGACCCCCCUUCCCCGCCGAACAAGAGCUUCAUUACGGAGGCGUGGAAUGUCUCGGGCGUCAACGUGGGCGUGAUGUUCCGGUGCGAGACUGGCUUCGGGUGGGCGUCCGGCAGGUGGGCGAACUUCGCUCAGUGCCUCAACAACAGCUGGGCGGAGGUGGAUGACGUCUGUUCUCCAGACGUACAGAAGGUAAAACGGCAUUGGUGUACAAUAUACACGAAACAUGACACCAAAUGUCACUGGUUCGGCUCUUGCAAGUCCAGUCCAGGCUCCCCAAUUCACCAACAUCAAGGUUUCAAAUAUAUCCUUAAAGCAGCGGACCCUCUGUGCGCCUGCCUCUUUUACCUUGAGUUUUGCUCAUCAUCAGCUUUUGCAGGCGUCUUUCCCGACGACACGCCCUGCCCGGACCCUCCGCCGAAGCCCUGCAACUCCGUGAAAAGGGAAACCUGGGAGGUGGGAGGUCUGAAGGUGGGCGUGAUGUACGAGUGCAGACCAGGCUUCGUGUGGGCGUCGGGGAAGCGAGCUCACGUCACGCAGUGUGUUGCUGGCCAAUGGACUCAGAUCCUGGACGUGUGUUUCGACAGGGCACUGGUCACCGGAACAACGCCAUGCCCAUACUCCGAACUAGAGAAUGUAGUCCUGGUACACAUCGAGGAACCAGACUGCUCAGUGGUACCACCUGUACUUGGGCAUUACGAGUGUAUUCCAGGCUACCAAUGGUUCUCUGGCGCCCACGUACACGACACGCACUGUCCUUGGGGGUCGUGGCAGCCUAUCCUGGACUACUGUACACCGGCGAAUGGGAGCUGCGCCAAAGUGCUGCGGGACUGCGCGGACAUCCUGACUCAGGGCUACGAAGAAUCCGGGACCUUCAGGAUAUAUCCUUCUGGGAACGUGGAUGACCGAUACACCCAGGUGUCCUGCCGGCUGGCCGACUCCUCGACCUUCGCCGACGGGGGAUGGACUCCAGUGGCGUUUUUUCACAGCAACUCCGCCAGACAUCCUAUAGAUCGGGAAGUUCUCGCUAAUCUUAGUCGGGGUGAAAAUAACGACACGAGAUUGUUAACGUUUCAGUUUACCUUCUUGACGGUAGACCAGUUGCUUUAUCACGCUACGUAUGGCUCUGUUAACCUCACCGUGGAUUUGGCCGUUGAGGAUGUCGGUGUCUAUCAUGGGAAUGCCGGGGAUGCCUUCCGAGAGCAUGUAAAUGACACGUUUCAGCUAGAAAUUGGUUGGUGGUCAAAGGAAGAACAGUCGGUAAAGAGCUUCCUGUCCGGCGACGGCAUGCUGCGCUGGCCGCCCCUCGAGAGCGCGGGGAAGACCGUCUUGGAGGCGACGCUGUGGAUCCGCCCACAGGACUUCGAUGAAGCCACGUCGUGCCCUCCCGCCCUGGGCGUCUCCCCCACCGACGUCCUUCACGCCCACCUGCGCAUCCCAUUGAGUCGCGCGCCGGGGACGCUCCUCGCCUUCGCGUGCGUGGGCGAGAUGAGGAAGCUGCGGCUGCGGGACGGAGGCAAGGCGGCCGAGGGUGCGGUGCGGUGCGGCUGCGACGUCAACGCGCCCUCGCCCAUGUGGGACACGGCGAUCGAGCUGCCCUGCGAAGUCGACUGUCCGGCCAAUUUCACCUUGUCUCGAGACGGCAGCAGAUGCUACAGUGCUUCCGGAGAAGGGGAUCCAAUGGGGUAUCUCGGAGCAGCACGAAGCUGCUCAGAAAUGGGCGCGUCUUUGGCCGUCUUCGCGGAGCCGGAGGAUCUCCAAGUCCUCCCGGAUGACCUCUUUUACUACACCAUUCACAGGUCAAGAAACCUCAAUGGGUGGAUGAGGCCUUCGCUGCCGUAUUAUGUGCUGUGUCCUGAAAACGGAACAUGUCAGCCGAACGGACACAAUACCUGUCUGACCGUGAACCGGAACGGCACUUAUGUAGCCCAGAGCUGUUUUUCAGAAGACCUACGUUAUGUGUGCAUGUUGCCAGCAUACUGCCCCCCUGGAUUUAGACUUUACUUAGGCCGGUGUUACAGAGUCAGCGAUAUGCUGUUCGACUCGCAUCUCGUAGCGCUGUCCUUGUGUGAAAAUUACGGAGCCGCUUUGGCCUUUCCGGAGUCGGCAGACGCACUGGAUUUUAUUGCUCGCAUGAUACUGAAGAAAAAUCUUUCACUCCCCGUCGCUGGAUUCCUCGGCUUAAACAGAGUAAACGGCAGCUGGUCCUUCCACGGUCUAUAUAACCCAGACCAAGAAGUGAGGCAACUUGCAGACGCCUCAACGGGAGUCUGGACAGCCCUGAGUGUUGAUGUUAACAGUUCUGUUUUGAUUCAGUCCAAUCUGACUGGAAGCGGUUAUCAUGCCUUUUGUCAGUACCCAGGGCCGUUGGGCUGCUGGGACGAUCCGCCCGAAGCACUGGCCAACAUGGACCGUCUUUGGACCAACAGCAGCACGGCUUUGUUUAGUUCUGCAACUUAUGUGUGUCAUCCAAACUACUUUGUCAACGGCGUUCAUGGCCUGACCCAACAAACGGCUUUCUGCUUUGGACAGCUUGGAGGCUGGCUGGGUCUUCACAAGGGAUGUCUACCGGUGGCACCCCUCAAUGCCAGCCUGCCCACCAUGCCCGCGGGUGCCAGCGUGGCCCUCGACCCAGACCGAACGUAUGAAAUCGGCUCGACUGUCGGGGUCUUUUGCGAGGAGGGCAGAAUGACCCCUCGAGGCACCGCCAACACCACUAUAACCCUGACGGUCGACGGGUGGAGCGAGCUGGACCCCAAUUUCACGUGCCUUGUGGCGUGCUCCGGCGACCCACCGGCCCCGCCCGCCGACGCGACGAGGGACUGGGGCGAGGAAGCCGUCCCUCUGGAAGGAACCGAGGUGACGUACAAUUGCAGUUCUCCCGACCAGCUUUUCGGUAACUUCAACAGUUCUGUGAGUGUGACCUGCAAGAGAGAUGGGAAUUGGUCUGCGGUUCCUCCAGAGGACUUCUUGUGCAGAACACGUAAUGCCUAUUUUAAUUUGAUUCAUUUAUUAUAUGUAUAUAUUUUUUUUUCUUUGGGGGGGGGGUCUCUUUUAUUUCAUACUGCUGCGGAUACCAUUGUUUACCUCUCGUCAUUUAAUACAAAAACAAACCUCCGAGCACGCUUUACCUCGGCCCUUCCAGCGGCGCCCCCCGAUGCCGCCCUCCCCCCCACCCCCGAGGGCGCCGUGCUGGUCGUGAACGCCUCCGACGACUCGUGGGUGGGGUCCAGCACCACCUACGAGUGCGAGGACGGGAUGACGCCUCAGGGCACCAUCAACACCACCAUCACCAUGACGGAGGAAGGGUGGAGUGAACUGGAUCCUGAGUUCGCUUGCUAUCCCGUGGAGGAGAACCCCCCGCCUACCGACCUGGUGGACAACGGACACCUCCUCUUAGAAGACCCGCCAUACUGGGUGAACCGGACGCUGGUGUUCGAAUGCGUUGGGCUCAUGACUUCGCCCACAGGAGAAACCAACACGACGGUUGUUUACACUCUGGAUGGAUGGCAGCUCACGGAUCCGGAAUUUGCUUGUUAUAAUGCAUCCGUCCUGCCCGAAAAUGCCACCCUGCUGGUCGGCGAUCCUCCUUACAGCGUGGGGGACACCGGGUCACUGGUGUGCGACGGGGACAUGGUGUCUGGGAGCGGAGAGGCAAGCACCACGGUCACCUAUACGCAGGGAGGAUGGAUCAUGGAGGAUGUUGAGUUCGACUGUUACGAGAUCAUUACAGAUGCCCCCCCGCCACCGCUGGACCCUUCGUGGACGGUUGAAGGGAACGAAAACCCCAGCCUGGCAUGGGAAGGGAAGACCCUCACCCUCCACUGCGCCCCCUAUGCAUACAACCCAAAUGGCGAAGAUUCCACUACUCUCACUUACACGCAGUCCGAGUGGGUGUUGGCUGACCCUGAUUUUGAAUGUGUUAAUGUUUCUACAGCCCUCCCAAGUGGGGCUACCUUGGUGGGCCCGCCGCCUCCUUACGAGGAAGGCCAGAUACUAAUACUGGAAUGCGCGAACUACACUCUCUCAGCCAAAGGAGAGAACAACACCCAAGUAACGUACACUGAAGCAGGGUGGAUUAAGGAAGACCCAGAUUUUGAGUGUUAUAAGAUGCUGGAAGGAGCACAGCCUCCACCUUCGGGCAAUGGCUGGAUUGUGGAAGAUGACAACCCAAAUCUCAUCUGGGAAGGGAAGACGCUCACAAUCCGCUGUGGCCCCAAUCAGUAUAAUCCAAAUGGAGAAAACUCGUCUACCAUCACUUACUCUGGGUCCGAGUGGGUUCAGGCAGAUCCACAUUUUGUGUGUGUUAAUGUCUCAGCUUCUUCAAUCUUGCCUACGGGAGCCACCCUGGUUGGAGCUGACCCACCCUACACAGAAGGCCAGACAGCGACGCUAGAAUGUGAAGAGGGAAAAUUAUCAGCCAAGGGGAAAAGCAGUACUAUUGUGACCUUCACCCAUGGGGAAUGGGUCAUGGAUGACCCUGAUUUUGACUGCUUCGAGAUGUUAGAGGAUGCUGAACUCCCAUCAGUAGAAGGCAAUUGGGAGAUUAUUGGGGAUGAUAACCCAAGCCUCAUUUGGGAGGGAAAGAAGCUAACUAUACGGUGCUCAGAAAGCAUGUACAACCCUGAAGGCGACCCCAUGUCCAGCAUUACCUACAGUGGGUCUGAAUGGGUGCAGGAUGAUCCAGAUUUUGACUGCAUCAAAAGUAAGUAUACCUUUGAAUGUAUUUUUUCUGUAGUUUACUAAAAUAGUAAGAUGUGAUAUGCAUUUGGAAAAAGACUAAAUUACAUUUUGUAAUUCUGAUUUCCAGAUAAUAAGUUGCAUGCAAAUAUGAAAUACAUGAGUUAAUUAAAUGCUAAUGAAAAAACAAACUAACAUUAAUUCAUACAUAAUCUCUAUUAUAUCUGAUCAGUAUAUAUAUAUAAACUGUUAUGUUAUUGCAAUGAUAAUUUCUCUGAAAAAAAAAAUCAGCCAUUGCCUCUUUUAUAUCUAUUAGCUGCUUUUCAUUAAAGGAAUUUAUUGAUUUUUCAUUUUCAUUACAAACACAAUGCAACUGUAUGAAUGCGUGGAUUUGGAAUGAAUGGGUGUGAUCUGCUAUGUUGGAAAAUAAACUUUCAAAUUGUGUAUGAGUGAGGACUUUUGAUUAUUUGUUUAAAUGUUCUGUUCUGUGGAUAAGUAAUUGUACAAAUAAACUAAAUAUCCAAGAUUCGUAUUUUCAUUUCAUACUUGUUAUAUUUCCAGAAUGGUCAAAGAAAAUACAAGCACACAUCAAAAUAUAUACUAUAUUUAUAAAGGUACAAAUAGAUUUGUGCUUUCAAUAUUUUGGAAGUAAAAAUGUCAUUCGUUUCUGAGAAAAUAGUAUUUGUAUAUGGUCAAGUCUUAUUCAUUUUCCUAUUUUGACCAUAUAUCAUAUAUCAAAACUAUAUUCUGAAUUUAGUUGAAUUGCAUUUCUUUCUUGGAUAUUAUUUGAAUGUUAAAAAAAUUCUUCAGAAGCUCAUGGUGUCAUGUGUAUCAGAUUAUCAAGACAACUUAGUUACUUCCUGAGACCUAAACACCUUAAUUUUGUGCUAAAAGUUCUGAACACAUUUUGUCAAUGGCAUCCAACUUAUUUUGGCCAGUAUUCAACAAAUGCAUAACCAAUUUCUAGCUGUUCUAUUUGGCUUUACCUCUGGAUAUUCUGAAAAUCUUUCAGAUUCCUUGUACUGGGUAGGUCUGUUUGCACUAGCUGUCAUCUAAACAUCUGUAUCCCUUGAAAUUUACCACAAUAAAUUAUUUAGAGAAAGGUUUAUCUUUCCUAUUGCUAAGUACCCCCACUAUUUUGUUCAAGUUUCCAAGUUUUUUUGAUGGUGAAGAAUCAAAGAAGAAAAAAUAAGGAAAAAUAAUACCUCAAACUUUUGAAAUACACAGGUGACAAAGCCUGUUGGCAUAAGCUAUAUAUGAGAGACAUUUGUCGCAUGUUAUAU